Molecule: messenger RNA, 2587 nt
Organism: Sclerotinia trifoliorum
Lineage: Eukaryota; Fungi; Ascomycota; Leotiomycetes; Helotiales; Sclerotiniaceae
Source: the annotation of a GenBank genome assembly
CCAUUACCCACCAUUCCACCAUUGGCUCAGAGAAGUAGGUACCGUGUCGAUGCCGCAAGCUUGUGCGAGACAAGCGUGCGCCUCCUCUUGGCCGGUGUUGGCAUAAGUAUGCUAUGGCGCCGCAAUUAUUCUUCAAUGUUUUUAUCGUUGUAAUCAUUCUUACUUCGGCAAGAUGCUCUUCCUCAACAUUUUCUCCGUGGCAUUUGCUGCCUCGGCCGUUCAAGCAUUACCUACGUUCGGCAAAUCCAGCAUUUUCGAGAAGAUCGCUGCUCCGCCUGCAGGAUGGGAGUUGGAUGAGAAUGCUGUAUUCGACAAAGAUGUCUCGAUGAUGAAGUUGAGAUUGCAUUUGGUAGCACAGAACAUGCCAAAAUUCCACAAGAUGGCCAUGGACGUAUGAUCUCCAAUCUUUCACAUGUCUUAGGCGCCGGACCUGCAUAUGAGAAGAAGUCUUCUUAUUUUUCCGGAUACCUCAAAAUAGAAAUUGUUCUAAACUGACCUCUCAAAGAUUGCCACCCCUGGAAAUGCCCUUUACGGACGUCACAUCGACCAAACGACGAUCAAUGCAAUGAUCGCACCAAAGACUCAGUCGCGUGACCUUGUUUUGCAGUGGCUAUCGACCGCAGGCUUGACAAACCAAACAACUGUCUCGGCACGAGGAGAUUCCGUCAUUGUGGAAGCAAGUAUCAGACAAGUCGAAGAGCUUCUCCAAGCGCAGUACGACGCUUACGGUAAAGGAUAAACCUCUCCUCAUGAUUAAAGCCAGUUUCUAACACUUGUAGUUCACACCGGAUUGUACCAGGGUGCUAUCCGAACUCUCGAAUACAGCCUUCCCGAUGCUUUGAAGGGUCAUGUUGACAUUGUUCAACCAACAACCUUCUUCGGUCUUCGUGCGAUGCGAUCCAAUAUCAAGCAGCACAAAGAAUUUGAUGAAAGUCUCCUCAAGGUCGACGGUACUGAAGCCGUCACAGGCUGCAGUGGUAGUAAUAUUACUCCAAAAUGUCUUGCCAACCUCUACUCCUUCACAUCAGCCCCAGCUACGUUGACAAGUGGACUGAUGGGUAUCGCCGGUUUCUUGGAGCAAUGGCCAUCCAAGUCUGAUUUGACCACCUUCUUGAACAGUUAUGCAUACUUCGCCAACAAGGCUUACACAUACACCUGCACUCUUAUCAAUGGAGGAACUUGCCCAUCAAGUGGAAAUGGCUACCCAGGUAUUGAAGCCAAUCUUGAUGUUCAAUAUGCCAGAGCCAUCACAUCAGAGAUUCCUAACAUUUAGUGAGUUUUAUGUUUAUUAAUUCUGAACUGUAUUCUCAGAAUAGCGAUGCUAACAGAUUGAAGCUACUCAGUUGGUGGAUCUCCUCCAAUUCUUGGCGGUGGUGAAAACCAGAACGAGCCCUACCUCGAAUUCCUCGACUCUCUCCUUACCGCCACAACACUUCCGAAUACCAUUUCAAUCUCUUACGGCGAUGACGAAGCCACUGUUCCUUUGGACUACGCUGAUGAAGUCUGCAACUUGUUCUCUCAACUUGGUGCUCGUGGUGUAUCCAUCCUCGUUGCUUCUGGAGAUUCCGGUGUGGGUACUACUUGUACUACCACUGGAUCCACCAAAGGUUUCACAACCAAUUUCCCAGCAUCUUGCCCAUGGGUAACUGUUGUUGGCGGUACCACUGGUAACAGUCCUGAGUAAGUUAUAAACUCCUAUGCUUUGGAUUAAAGACUCAAACAUUAACAUUCCAUAGGGCAGCAUGGACUGAUGGUGGUGGUGGAUUCUCCUCUGUUUUCGGACAACCUUCCUACCAAUCUUCAGCAGUCAACAGCUGGUUGAAAACCGACACAACUCAUUCCUCAGUAUCAAAAUACUUCAACGCAUCCGGUCGUGCUUAUCCAGAUGUCGCCGCUCAAGCCACUGAUUGUAAGUUAAAUCUAUCUCUUACCCUACUCAUCCCAUGCCACGUAUUGUUCACUAACAUUCAAACCAGUCGUGAUCGUUGCCUCCGGAUACGCCGAGCUCGUCAGUGGAACUUCCUGCGCAACCCCAACCUUCAGUUCCGUCAUCCAACUCAUCAACUCCAACCGUGUCGCCGCUGGAAAAGCCGGUCUCGGUUUCCUCAACCCAUGGUUAUACUCAACAGCUAAAUCCGCAUUGACAGAUAUUACCACCGGCAAGAUCACCGGAUGCAGCGGUGUAAUCUCCGGUGCUGGUUUCUCAGCCGUUAGUGGUUGGGAUCCUGCAACCGGGUUGGGAACGCCAAACUACACUAAGCUGUUGGCGAUCAGUAACUCCACUUAAUGAAUUAUGAGUUGAGAUUGGAAUUUGAAUGGAGGAAAUACUAUGGAUGACCUAAUGGAUUAUGAAUUAUGAGAACUUGGGAUGGAGAGAACCAGUCUUUAUGUAUAUGCAUCGUUGCUAUAUAUUGACUGGCUUAUAUUAUUGGCUUGAAUACAUACCCAGAAUAUUUACCUUCAUCAAACAUAUACUUUGAAAUGGGAGUGUGUGAAUGGAUUUCAGAGAUCCUUGUACUUAUGCAUUGGAAGUAGAUGUGUUUGUAAAUCCCUGCAUAACCAUAAAGGUUCAGCGUGCUGGCAUUCA